GAAACCAUUUUGGCGCUUGUCUGCUUCCAACAUGGAAGGUUCUGGUGUUGAUCAGCAAGAUAAGUAUCGUUCUCACGUUUAUGGAGAUGGAGAGAAGAACACACAAUGGAUAUCUGGUGCCCCUCCUAACUACGAUACUGUUAACAAGCUCUUUGAACAAGGCAGAACCAAGAUAUGGCCAGCUGGGUCACUAGAAGAGAGGGUUCAGAACCUAUUGAAGACAUACGAGAUGGAGAUAUCGCACAAAGCCAACCGUGAGGACAUCAAAUCUAUUGAUCCAAACAAGUUCACUCUCAUCCAGAAUGGAAAAGAACCACUGACAAUUGACGAUAUUAAGAAAAGGGGUGGAAUCUAUAAUGUGGAUCUGCACAGCUCUCUACCUGAGGAGUUUCAGAUCUACAAACCAGCUGAGGAAACUGCAGAAUCGUCUCAUAAGAUUUUCACCACUACUUUCCCACGAGGUUUUGCAAUUGAGGUCCUCGAGGUCUAUUCCGGUCCGCCGGUGAUAGUCUACAAAUUCAGGCACUGGUCUUACAUGGAAGGUCCUUUCAAAGGUUAUGCCCCUACUGGAGAACUGGUUCAAUUCUUUGGCAUUGCAAUUUUCACGGUGGAUGAGCAGAUGAAAAUUGUCAAGGUGGAGUUCUUUUACGAUCCUGCAGAACUUCUUGGAGGGCUGACGAAGGGUGCCAAAAUUGAAAACUGUAGUGGAAACGAUGCAACCACAAGUAGUUGCCCUAUCCUUAGGAACACAAUGCUAUAAAUCCUUUGUUGCUUUGUUGCAUGCAGUUUAAAUAAAAUGUAGCUUUUGUUCAAAAUAAAAAUAAAAAUGUAACAUUGGCCAAAAAAAGAAGAAUGCAAUAGCACUGAGGCCAACGUAUGGGCAAGAACUACGUGAUCAGUAAUUACAACUUAAUAUAAAUUUAUAUUAAAU
Messenger RNA from Fragaria vesca subsp. vesca, 931 nucleotides. Its product is annotated as pathogen-related protein-like. The coding region runs from base 32 to 760 and encodes 242 amino acids. The record is from RefSeq and is a predicted model, not a curated record. NCBI's taxonomy places the organism in Eukaryota, Viridiplantae, Streptophyta, Magnoliopsida, Rosales, Rosaceae. The transcript has 4 exons.